AUUCCUCUCAACUACAACCAACUUAACUCAAGGCUUUUAUUACUAACAGUAUGGUCAAACAAACUAAAUUCUAUGAUCCAACUACUGCUCCUUACUUAGACCCUAAGAAGGAUAGACGAGUAGUCUUUAUUACAGGUGGGAACUCAGGAAUUGGGUGGUAUACUUGCUUACAUUUGUACUUGCAUGGAUAUAUUGUUUAUGUUGGAGGUAGAACUGAAAGCAAAGUGGUGAAGGCAAUUGAUGAGAUCAAAGCUGAGGCUAGGGAAAGACAAAACAGACAUUUUGGAGAAUUGAACUAUGUAUACAUUGACUUAACUGAUUUAUCAACCGUGCCCAAGGCUGUGGAAACUUUUGGAUCCAAGGAAAACAAAUUAGAUGUGUUAAUUAAUAAUGCUGGGAUUAUGGGUGUUCCUUAUGAAGAAACUAAAGAUGGUUAUGAAAUUCAAUAUCAAGUGAACUUUGUCAGUCAUUUAUUAUUAACUUUGAAGAUGAUACCAUAUUUGCAAGCUGCUGCACACCCAAGAAUCGUGAACCUCGCUUCAGUAGGCCAUAAUAGCGAGUUUAAAUAUUUCCAUCCAAAAAAUCACUAUCUUAAACAUUUUCCCAAUUCAGUCUAUACUUGGAUAAGAUAUGGAAAAUCUAAAUGUUCCCAAAUCCAAAGUGCCAAGGCUUUAGCCAAACAUUUUCCUGAAAUUCUUUCAGUUUCUGUUCAUCCAGGUAUUAUUGUAGGCACUGAAUUGUAUGAUCAUUGGAGAAAUAUCCCCGGAUUGAAAUUCGUUGGUAACGGAGUAAUUGGAACUAUGGGCAAGCUUAUGGGAGUGAGCAACGAAGAAGGUUCAUUAGCUACUUUAAAAGCAGCAAUGGAUCCAGAAUUAACACUCAAGGACAAUGGAAACUAUUAUGUUACUGGAGGAAUUCUAGGUUCUCCAAGUUCUGUUGCUUCUAAGCAAAGUAAUGUUGAAGAGACUUGGAAGUGGAACAUUGAGCAAUUAGACAAGCGUGGUUACCAUUUUGACUUCUAAUUGUCAUUAUUUAUUUUUCUCUCAUUCCCUUACAUUCAUAUGAACAAUUGUUAUCUGUUUAUAUGAGUAAGAUAUUAAACACUCUUUGAUUAACUGGACAUAUAUAUAUAUACUAUGCGACAUAUAAUUUCAAAAUUUGUAUACAUCGGGAUUGUGCGACAAAUUAUACGAAAAUAAUGAACCUGCAUCGAACCUGACUACAUGUAAAAGUUCGCCAUAUAACCCACAAAUUCUCCACUUGAGCGCAAAGGGCACAUCAUGAUGGAGCUUACAAACAUUGGUAUUCAAAGUUCAUCCAAAUCUAUCAACAUGAACUCCACAUUU
Messenger RNA from Spathaspora passalidarum NRRL Y-27907, 1346 nucleotides. RefSeq lists its product as uncharacterized. Bases 51 to 1022 code for a protein of 323 amino acids. The transcript has 2 exons. NCBI's taxonomy places the organism in Eukaryota, Fungi, Ascomycota, Pichiomycetes, Serinales, Debaryomycetaceae. The record is from RefSeq and is a predicted model, not a curated record.